Spirometra erinaceieuropaei is the source of this 14426-nucleotide messenger RNA. NCBI's taxonomy places the organism in Eukaryota, Metazoa, Platyhelminthes, Cestoda, Diphyllobothriidea, Diphyllobothriidae. The record is from the annotation of a GenBank genome assembly.
AUGGAUCUUAAGCUCGCCAGGACAGUCAGAGACAUACAGUCCUCUAAUUAUUCGUUGAAAUGUAUCGAAAACCUACACGCAAGAGGCUAUGACUUUGGAUCGUUGAACUCCUGUCACCAGGGCGCGAAGGUGAUAUGCAACCUCGUUUCACACAACUAUGGUCUCGGGCUGAGAAUUCUGUCCACUUGUGGAAUUAAUCUGGCCUGUGUUGUGAGUUCCAACAAAUCCAGCUUAUUUUCGUUAAAAGAGGGAAUUAAACAAAGUAGUCAUACGGUUUUUAAACUGCUUUGAUGCAACUGAGCUACGCCGUAGGACUGCGAGGACAAAGUCACCCCUCGGAUGUAGGUAAAACGGUUGCACCAAUAAAACCCCUUUACAGAAAAUUAAUUUCGAUUUUGGGUUUUAUCAAAAGCUGACAGAACUGACUGAAUACGUUUUUAUUCCCAUAUAUUCCGGAGCUUCUACUAAAAUACCCAUCCGAACAACUUGCCUUAAUGAAAUGAUGCAAAAUUAAGGCCAAUUGACGAUAACCGCAAAUGGUUGGAAUAGUUGAAAAUACCGAUACACGUGAAGAUGAGAGUUCCAGAAACUUGUUGACAAGAAGCAGAGGCGAUCGCUAGAAUAAGGGCUUUAUUCUUCUGACGUUUCGGAUUCCCACUUGAACCCAUCAUCGGUGACGGGGACAGAAACCGUUUCUGACCCCUUUCUGUCACUGUCUCUGAUGAUGGGUUCAAGUGAGAAUCCGAAACGUCAGGCGGAUAAAGUUCUUGUGCUAGCGAUUCGCUUCUAGUUCUUGCCAAUCGAAGAUGCGUCUGUAUUUUAUAAGCGAAUGUUCCGGAUGAAGUAAAGGUGCGUUAGAAACAGAGAAAGUGUCCUCCAAUGCAAAAAAAACUUCUCUUUUACGCUUGCUGACGCGGAUAUUAAUUUAGAGUGGCUGGGUCUGCGCAAGAACGAGUUACAAAUCGAUAUGUUUAUAAAUAAUUGUUCAAAGCGCAAAACUGCACCUGUACUGUCCGGUAGAUGCAGAGUAAAAGACAACAAGUAGAGUAUUUUCUGCCGUACAUGAGGCUUUAAGUAACACAAGGCAUCGAAGUUGUUCCGUGCUUCCAUUGGUUGACAUUGAAGAGGUCAUGGUUUUCCUGUCCCCUUAUAUGACGAAAUCCAAGUCCGACAAACAUGCUAACCUCCGUGGCCUUCUAUAAUAUUGACAGUUACCAGUCACCAUAUGUUCUACUAGACUUGUGUGCUUUUUGAUGCACUGAAGUGUAAAUUCAUUCCUCAGACAUCAAGGUAAGAGAAAAAUACUAUUCAUUUUCAGGAAAACAGGUGUGUGUUACACCGUCUUAAACUCAUGCCUUAAGAAUUUUCCCAAGUCUACCGUCUAUGUAAACUGAAUUCGGCGCUGUUGGAUGACGGUUGCGGGACGGAUCCGACGUUUCUUCAUCUAUCUGUGUUUACACAGGAGUGCACACGCGCCAGCAUCAGCAAGCACACACAAACAUUAUGACGGUGGGCGCUCGCCGAUCAGGUUACGGAACAUGCUCGUUCCGUUGUGCCUUGGGGCUCAUACUAGAACCCUCGCAGGCAGCCACACAGCGACUAGUAGUAGACAUAGAUGAGAUGGAGCCGACAAAGACAAGGCACAACGGAACGAGCAUGUUCCGUAACCUGAUCGGCGAGCGCCCACUGUCGUAAUUAAUAUUCCCGAUCACAGCCGACAGGACAACGGACCCGUGGCUCAAUGGUAGAGCGUCAAACUCCAUGACCAAAGAUCCCGGGUUCGAAUCUCAAGUGAUCCACACUUGGGGUUGGGUAUGAUUGGCUGAUGACGGCUAAUAAGCCAGAAAUGGCCAUUCCGGUCUCCCUUGUCUUUGUCGGCUCCAUCUCAUCUAUACACACAAACAUGUUGGAACCGGCUGGUGCUUCAACGCCUUUACGCUCACAAGGGCUACUGCAACCAGUUAACCGCCUCGUAUGCAAUGGUUCCUUCUAAAUGUUGACCUCACGACAUUUUCUGCUAUGUGAAACCCGAAUCGCCCUUAUUGCCACCUAGUGCGUCCUAUGUGAGAACCAGCCCGUGCGUGGCACGCGUAGACGGACUGUUCGACUUUGUCAUCCGCGCCCAUCCCCAGCCUUGUCAUCGAUGAGGAGGGAGUGUGGCAGAUGCUGCUCCCACUUUAGGCUACACGCGGCGGACAACGCCGAUCGAGUCAUUUGUCUGGGCGGACGUCCACGCAGGCGAUUGCGUAUCGUGGGUUGCUCUGGCCACUGUCGCAGUCUUUGGCAUCUGUAGGUGACGCCAGAUGCCGAACCGGGCUCGCCCGCGAACACGUCUAUAAACGCGCGCCUCGCAAUUUCGCUGUCGCAGGAACGGUGACCUGCGCGAGGACUAGUUCAUUAUGGCAGUAGACUUGCGCGGAAUCUACAUCACUCACUUAGAUGCGGUCAGGGGAGCCGGACGAGGGCUACAGAGUGCGUCUACGUGUAUCAAAUUCGUCUGGUCAGCAGAGUUUGCAUAGAGAACCGGGGGUAGGGGGGACGCGCUUCGAAUCAAAUGCAAGUGGGAGUGUCAAAUUAGGAAGAAGGCAUUGCCGCCUGAUUCUCGAUUCCAAGGAGGCCGAUUUGUUUUCCCAACAGGCAGCCUUCCAAGCCACAGUUUGUAUAGCACUAUGAGAGAUCAAAUGCGUGUCAGUGAGGAAUACGUAUUGAGUCGACCUCAUCGACUCUUCCCUACACCAGACACCUGUUGAUUAUCCGACGUGAUCAGUCAUCUGAUGCGAGAGUUGGGCGUAAGUGGUCGACGGAACUAAGCAGCCCGUCUACGCUUGCCACCCACGACCUAGCCACCGGCACAACGCACCAGAUUUUGAAAUCAUUUAAGUGAGCGGCUCCAAUCUUACGUGUGUUAGAGUUACACGAAGGCCACACUAUUAAGGAACCAUUGAACUUAUAGUGGCAGGCAACAAUACCGGUCUGGCGUCAUUGUCCAAGGCCUCGCUGCGUCAAGGUCAUCCAUGCCUUUGCAGUGGGCCGUUCCAGACGCGCUGACCUGAAGUCACAAGACCGACAGCUCGGACAUACCUGCGUCCGCACAGCCGCAGCUGCCCCUGCGGCCACUUGAACGCACCUGCUCCCUGCAACCACAACCUAAGCCACUGGGACACCACCCCUCGGCAAAUGUAACACACACUGACUGGACACCACUUGAGCUUGACCCAAGAGCCUACAAAAGUGACUGCCACCACUUUCUUAGGGACCCUCAGGCAUGACUGGACGCAGUCAGCACCAGCCCUGGCGUCGUCAGUGGCUACUGCCGCCUGAGAGGACAACUCCGGGUUCCGUGCACAAUAAACCCCUCAUUCUGGUUCCUUCUGUCUUCUCCCUACAACUUGGGAUCAGACCCGACGAUGGUAUCGCACAGACAGGGGCACAAACACACCGAGACAGGCAUUCUCGGGGAACGGACGCUUAUCUCUGUCGCAAGCAAACAGCCAACUUACGGCAAUCUGCCCUAUGUAUAGAAUAAACUAGUCCUCACAGCUCCCUGACUUCUGACAUUAGACGAAACGAACCUACUGUGCGUGGUUUAAGUUGAUCUCACAUCCUUGAUCACGCCGCAGACCUGACUCUCAGUCCACCAGUCAGUCAUUUAACACAUCACAGCAGUUCGACCGUCGUACUCAAGGGUGUUCAACAUGUGCUCCACAGCAGGUUGAAGGAGGCACAGUGACUUAGGUGUGGUUUAUUUUGUAGUGGUAGUAGACGUGCGCGGCAUCUACCGCACUCCGCCUGCCCCCACACCUGGGCCCCGUGUCAAGACAUAGUCAAGAAGACCAGGGGCGGGAGUGGGUGCAAAAGACUGGCACGACCGGACUCGCAUUUAGGCGUACCACCACACCCCCUGGUCCGCAACAAACACUCGAUCAGGAUUUUAACUAAGAACACAAAAACGGGUCAGAUGGAGAAGGAGUGUGACAGGGAAACUAUGGACACGACCUGUGUACUCACUGGGAGUGCAAACGCAUCUUCCGACAGGAAACCAGGUGACAUAGAGCAGCCAACGCACACUAGACUGCGAGGGCCAUAGUUUGUUGAUCCUGACAUAGCAGACGCUUACAUUCCAUGAGGCCACUCAAGGCAUACACACAUAUUUCGCAACCUUCCAGGCCACGACUUCAGGACACGACAGUAUCAGGAAUGUGUCUGCCCCUAAACAACUAGGAAGCAUAACUGGCCUCAAAAGGCAUCGGAAUUCAAUCAGAAAAUGCGCGGCGAUUAAACAAAUAUCUUUCUAGUACUUGUACUUUAUCCAGAUAGUCUGAUGCAGGCUCAACCAGACGCAUGUUUCGCCGGUAUUUCUACUGCAUGACGCAGCAACGAGGGUUUCGGGCCCUCAACGGGUCCCCUAGAGUUCUCUAUGCGGUCUCUCGUAUGCGAACUCCAGGGAAUAAUCAAGAGAAUAAUUUCAGAAAUUAUUAAGUGCAGAACAGGGAGCUGAGUGUCCGGGACGUGAUUUUGGAGCCGAAGACAACCAACUACUACGGAGUAACCACGUAAUGCCCAUUCUACAAACGAUUAGUCCUACAAGUAUUGUGAAUUUCAUAUAGCAAAGGUGUUAUACCGCACUUCCGACACAUUUGCUAACAAAAAGCCCAGACAUUUAUUUUGUCGAUCUCUGUUGCUGCCGGGCGACGUUUAAGAAGCGUCAUAACGUGGUCAUCCCACAAUUGUUGGUUGUUUUCGACUCGGAUCUGCUCCUAAGUAAAGUAAUGUCCCGAACGCUUAACUCCAAUUCCUGCACUGAUUAUCUUCCGGAAUUAUUCUCUUGACUAUGCUCUGAAGUUCACAUGCCACAAACCGCAUAGGAAAAGCUGGGGGACACACUGAAGAGCCGAACUCCUCUGUGUUGCGUCACACAGCGGCGGAAUGCUGACGAAACACUUGUCUGAGCUUUAAGCAAGUAUCUUUGUCGGAGGUACGGUAUAACACCUUUGUAAUACACAUAUAUAUCGUCUGACGAGAGGUUAGGGUCACCAGCUCGAAAAUUCACGAGUAUAACUCGAUUUUUUCCCACGAGCCUUCUGUCUUCAUAUAUAUAUGGGAAGAAAAGACGAUCUCGGGGACCAUAGUUUUACUGUCCUGACUUUUCAAAAGCAAACAAUUAUCCAUCGUCGGAGGUGAGUGCGGUAUCGCGCCUCACAAUAUUUAUAGGUGGGUGACAGUCAUGUCAAGACGGUUUUUUUUAAAUAUAAGGUCAGGGCGGCAGGGAGGAAGGGACGGGAAGGGAUUCCUAGAGCAUCUUUUCGCUGGAUAAGAAGGGUGAUGGAUCAGCUUUAGUGGUCACCAGCCGCAUGCACACAGGGACUGUGGCGGACGGGGGAGGAAUGUACUCAAUCUACAUCGGGGGCCGGCGUUGAGACGUUGGUGGCCGUUGUUUGUAACUUCAUUGACCUUUGCUGUCGUCUAAGGCUGGCAAUCUUGUUUACUCCGCAAUGACUGUCCGUUUUCUCGUCCGCCGGCCUUGUAGAUGGAUCGGUUGUGGUGAAGACUGCGCUUUCGUCAGAACCAGGUUUAGGGAUGGCUGAGUUUGUAUCCGACAAUGGAAGCUUGUUUGCUUUUGAAACGCCAGGACAGUAAAACUAUGGUUCCCGAGGUCGCCUUUUCUUCUCAUUUAUGCCGGGGACGUGCAUCUUCGCUUUUAUUAUAUAUAUAUAUAUAUGUGUGUGUGUAGAUUGCCUAUAUUAAGUGUUACAAAAAUAUGGUUUGUAUUUUUUACAGUAGAAUGUCUGAACUCUUCCGCUUUGGUAGACAAUUCUAUCUGGACUAAGGGUCCUUUUCUGGUCGUUCAUUUCAAUCUUUUCCUCCUUCCACAUUCGACAGGAUCCCGACUCGGGGAACUCACCCCUCCUGCUCGCUGCUGCCGAGGGUCUCUGCGGCGCCAUUCGUUUCCUCAUUGAAGCAGUUCCACCGGAACACCUGCUGCACUGCAAUCACAGCGGACGCUCCGCCCUCCUGCUUCUUUUGGCUCGUGGACAUGGUGCCUGUGGCUGUCUGAGUGCCCUCCUGAGCCGUUUGCCGCGGAGGCGCUGUCUCUCCCCACCCGCAGAGGCUGACGAGAACACCGUCCGGGCCGACUUACUUGUUCUGAGUGUCGGAGAACUGCUGGCCCGCAUCAAGUGUUCGCAGGUACAACGCGUGCUAAGCGUGUUUCGUCUCUGGACAGGCGCCAACCUAAUCCGUCUGCAGACUGCUGAAUGGGGGCCUGGUGAGUGCGUCACUCACAACAAAAAGACAUCAUACGCAAGCUGAGAAACUUGAGCGUCUCUUUACUGUAUCGACAUGGAUGCGUAUGCAAAUUCCGUGCACACACACACACUCAUAUACGGUGCGUGACCGAUCUCAUGAAAUGUUGGCCGAAAUUCUGAAAAGUGUUUUUGAUUAAGAAAGAUUACUGAGGUGGAUUUGUAGUACUGAUUAUCUUGCGGCAUAUUCCUAUAAUAUUUCGAACUCGGCAGGAUCUUGACUUUGCAUGAACUGUACUCGGUAAAGAAUGACUACUUAAGUAGCAUGCAUUUUUCACAUUGAUUUCCGAUGGUCUUAUAAAUUCAGUUAUAUUUCAUAAAAAACAUGGACGGAAAAUGUUUUUUUACUCAUUCGAUAGAGAAUCACGUCGUCUGUAUACUGUAAACUUAAAGAAGGGAUAUGAUUAGGUUUUAGAAAAGUUUCUAAUUAUGAGAUUUUUUAAGACCGUGCAAUCUCUAUUCACACAGCAUCAAACCUGUUUGUUUACUACUGCUCCUCCUGAAAUGCACAACACUGUCCGCUUCCAUUGCAAAAUCGUAUGGACUCUAUGUAAUAUUUUUUAAAGGCAUAUGUAUGGUUUUUUCAUACACGGAAGGCAUGCAACUUGUAGACUGAAAUCACUAAGCGCUAAUGCAACGGCUAAUCAGGCCCAAAAUUAUUCGGGAAUCAGGAAACGUUUUUUAAAACCUAAUUAUAUCCCUUCUUUAAGUUUACAGUAUACAGACGACGUGAUUCUCUAUCGAAUGAGUAAAAAAACAUUUUCCGUCCAUGUUUUUUAAGAAAUAUAACUGAAUUUAUAAGACCAUCGGAAAUCAAUGUGAAAAAUACAUGCUACUUAAGUAGUCAUUCUUUACCGAGUACAGUUCAUACAGGAGGCCGAAAAAAGGUGCAUGCAAAGUCGAGAUCCUGCCGAGUUCGAAAUAUUAUAGGAAUAUGCCGUAAGAUAAUCAGUAUACUAAAUCCACCUCAGCAAUCUUUCCUAAUCAAAAACACUUUUCAGAAUUUCGGCCGACAUUUCAUGAUAUCGGUCACGCACUGUAAGUGCCAGUACAGGUAUAGAUAUUUGAGGUAAGACCAGGUCAUAAUGCCUUCCAAGCAUCAGUCAGCGCCCUUGCCCCAACACACCUGCUACAGGCCGGUUUUAAUUGUUUUUGAUUCCUCGUUGCUCUACCGUGGGCGAGUAAACUGACCAAAACGUGCUCAAACUCACGGUCUUCAAUGGGGUCUCAUCGCUCUGGUGGCUAGGGCGUUGGCUGUACUAAAGCCUUCCCCUUGCUGUCGUAGGUUCGAAUCUCACCGAGGUCGCCGACUUUUUCACAGUCAGAUCAAAAUGAAAUAUAUCAAAUGCUCGUUAGUCAACCAAACGCAGGAAAUAAGAAUUUUGAACAGAAUAGGCAAACUGUAAAGUAUAUAAAGAGACAGAACACAAGACGGAACCCUAACUCACCAGGGAUUUCCCACGUAUCCACAAACAUAUAGAUUUCAGCAUUUAGAAGGAUGGAAUUCUUUGGGAAACGGUAAAAUUUAUUAUGUAAAUUUUCGAGACUGGUUCCCCAGCUCGUCUUCAGACAACGGGUGUGCAAAAAUAAUUAUUGGUUAAGGUCAGCUUCUCUGGAUUUGGUGAAUCACUUUGAAACUGUCCUUAAUGAUUUUGUAUGUGGCAUCUAAAUCGAUGUGCCGGUUGAUGCAUUCUUAAAUGCAUGCAUGUUAAAUGCGCAACGUUUGACAUGUCUGAAAAUACCCAUCUCGAUUUUUGUCAUCAAGUUUAAUGAGAUAGGUCACGUACUGUAUGUCUAAGCUAAAGCCGAUUUGGCGCCUGUAGGUCAGCGUGUCUUAAUUGCAGUAAAGUGACAUUCGUGAUGGAGUCGUGCGACCCUGCGUUUGCUUAAAACCAGAUGCAAAUACGGUGGUCCCAGUCACAAAUGAAUUAGCUCAUUACAAAUCAGACGACGAACUUCGGUAGGAGUAGGUAGCGCUGUCCUGGUUCGAAGUGUAAGUGUAAUGUGGACAUUGCAAGUAAAGUAAGCCAAAGGAGAAUGCUGAAAUCGUUAGUGGGACAACUGAGGUAGUAGUUUGUGGUAAGUUUAAAGGCUCCGGUUGGAAUUAGAGUUUGGAUUACGGUGUAGGUUUACGCUUAGUAUUGAGGUUGGGGUUAGGGUUGGGUUACGGUUAAGGUCGGGAUUAUGGUUAAGGUUAGCGCUUAAUUUACAGUACUGGUUAGGGGUAGGAUUUGGGUUAGUGUCAAGUUUAGACUUAGGAUUAGAGCUAGGGUUUGUGGUAGAGUUAGGGUUAGGUUUGACGUUAAGUUCAAGCUUAGCGUUAGGUUUAUAAUUACGUUAAGGACUAGGUUUACCUUUGAUUCGAUUACAUUUGGGACGGGGACAGCGUACUCGACCCUUGCCUGAAUUCUAUUUGGACAACUGUCUGAAAUAUCAGCAAUUCUCUAACUGCUCAUUUCUCAAAAGAGGCAGAACUAGUCAUGAAGUCCGAUGUUUCGUUUUGUAGUAUUCAGCCUUUCUCACCGACAGGUUACUGCCCUUUAGGCGACGCACUCGAGUCCUCCGGUAAACAAACCAGCGAAGACUUCAUUAAUGCCCUCCUACCAAACAUCUUUCGCGCUGGCUCUUUCGGGACUUCGAACGGAGAGGCCUCUGAGGCCUGCAUCAAUGACUUCCUCGAGAUCCUCUGCAGACUGAUCAUUCUGGGCACACUGAGGAGUGAGUGUCUGACCGAACUGCUCCUGGCCCCUGACCAUCUCUUCAUCGACGAGCAACAGGCCGAGGCAGUGGCAAAGUGGAAGUACUUAAAAAGCGGGUAUGUGGAGAGUCUUCUGUGUGCAUAAAAUGUGUUGGCGCGGCGGAACUGGGCAACAGCGAUCCUGCUAGGUAUUGUGACAGUCAAGGAUGUGAGAUCAACUUAAACCACGCACAAUAAGUUCGUUUCGUCUAAUGUCAGAAGUCAGAGAGCUGUGAGGACUAGUUUAUUCUAUACACAGGGCAGGUUGCCGUAAGUUGGCUAUUUGCUUGCGACAGAGAUAUGCGUCCGUUCCCGGAGAGUGCCAGUCGCGGUGUGUUUGUGUCCCUGUCUGUGCGAUACCAUCGUCAGGUCUGAUCCCAAGUUGUAGGGAGAAGACAGAAAACACCAGAAUGAGGGGUUUAUUGUGCACAGAACCCGGAGUUGUCCUCUCAGGCGGCAGUGGCCAGUGACGACGCCAGGACUGGUGUUGACUGCGUCAAGUCAUGCCUGAGGGUCCCUAAGAAAGUGGUGGCAGUCGCUUUUGUAGGUUCUUGGGCCAAGCUCAAGUGGUGUCCAGUCAGUGUGUGUUGCAUUUGACGAGAUGUGGUGUCCCCGUUGCUUAGGUUGUGGUUGCAGGGUGGAGGUGCGUUCAAGUGGCCGCAUGGGCAGCUGCGGCUGUGCGGACGCAGGUAUUUCCGAGCUGUCGGUCUUGUGACUUCAGGUCAGCGCGUCUGGAACGGCUCACUUGCGACAGAGAUAUGCGUCCGUUCACGGAGUGUCAGUCGCGGUGUGUUGUUUACGCGGGAGUGAGUGUCUGUGUCAGCAGGAGGGGGUGACUGGCUGAGUGUUGGUCGUGUGAUUGGACAAAUUAGGGGGAGGAAUGGAGGACGUAUGCUCACAAGUCCUCACGGGUAUCAAGCCAGAGCGUUCGACGCGCGUGAGGUGAUGAAACUUUGUGAGGUCAGCCGAGAGUCGCUGCACCUGGACAGGAGGGGCCCCAGUUCUAGCCGUCGGGGAUGGUCGUGUGUCAGCGGCCUGGUGACGAUUGUGGCGGCCAUCGACCGACAAAACGGAGCCGGAGAAAAGGGGGAAUGGAGAAGCUGCUACAGUAUUAAAAGCGUGCCAUGGCGGCAUCCGUGGCCCUCUUGUGAGAGCCCCCGCCUCUUUCCUCUUGCCCAUCGCCGUGUUCUUCCUGUGAACGAGUUUCCUGAACUCGCUGGCAGUCGAUGGUGCAAAAGAUUCCUUGUGGAUCAAGAGGUUGCCCAGUUUUGCGCAGUGCUCAGCCUCAUCCAUGCCGACAAUCGAGCGCCCCUUUUUGGCGGGUAGGGUAACUAUAUUCUCCAUUUUUUGUAUCCUCAGACGUUCUUGAUUUUCAGCUUUAGAAAUCAUCAUCUGGCGUUUGCGGUGGAGGAGUAAAGUCGAGACUUUUUGCCCCACGGGAGUUUCACACUUUCUGGAGAAUGCAACGAUGUCCUCUUGUCGAGCAUUUCUGGUGCUGAGCUUCGCGUUACGGGAUAGAAUCGCUAGAUGUUGCUGAGUGUGACAAGGGGAAGAGAAGCUGUGAACUAAGACUCAUUUUUUCUAAUACCUCGAGCAUCUGGUGACCAAAUAACUUGUGGCGACGCCGUGCACUACCGAAGAUUGCCGCUUUGAGGGUUUACCGCUAGUGCGCUCCAAAGAUCGACUGGAAAGUUGCCAAACGCUAUUCAGUCUUUCGCGGUAUUUGUGAAUGCAAAUGGGGCAGUCUCAUAUCAGCACCCAAGUAAGUUUUUAUUGUAUUCAGUCGAAGUCCGUUACCAUUAGUCAGCAUUCACAGACGAUGCAUGCCUGAGACAUUUCGGAGGGACGUUCUCACCAAGGCACCUUUAUAGGAAUUUCAGCUGAGCGUGGAUUAACGACUCUCUCUUUGGGAUGAGCGGAUGGCUACACAUCCAUAGCAUAAAUUAAUAUGCCUACAGAUGCGAGGUCUAGAUAUCAUAUUGCAUUAACUAUCUCACGAAGAAGCCAAAGAAGAGAAAGACAGAGCAGGGGUAAGUUUAUGGACCGAAAUUUAUUUGUACCGACGCUUCGAAACCUUCCUCCUUUCCAUCAUCAGAGCGCUGAGGUUGCUGCUCCAACUGGUCUGAUGAUAAAAAAGUAAAGUUUCCGAAACAACAUUACGAGUACAGUUUGGUUCUUAAACUCGCCCCCUCUUCUUCGUCUUUCUAAGAAGAUGCUGAACGCGAUGUAUAUAUAUAUGUGCAGAAUAGCAUUACCGACAAAGCCAAGGGAGACUGGAAUGGCCAUUUCUGGCUUAUUAGCCGUCGUCAGCCAGCCAUACCCAAGCCCGAAGUGUGGAACACCCGAGCCUCGAACUCGCGACCUGUUGGUUUAGAAGUCCACGCCUCUACCCACCGGGCCACGAGCCCGUUGCCCUGUCGGUUUUUGAUCGGGAAUAUACAAUGAUAGGGGGCGCUCACCGAUUGUUCAUUGUAUAUUCCCGAUCGAAAACCGACAGGGCAACGGGCUCGUGGCCCGGUGGGUAGAGGCGUGGACUUCUAAACCAACAGGUCGCGAGUUCGAGGCUCGGGUGUUCCACACUUCGGGCUUGGGUAUGGCUGGCUGACGACGGCUAAUAAGCCAGAAAUGGCCAUUCCAGUCUCCCUUGUCUUUGUAGGUAAUGCUCUUCUGCCUAUGUAUCAUGCGCCGCUGUGCGGCUGCUAGUUGGGCUCGAGAGAGAGCCCUUAAGGCACAACGGAACGAGUGAGUUCCGUAUGAACGAUCGGUGAGCGCCGCCUACCACCAUAUAUAUAUGUCUAUCGAAUGAAAAGGAAGGCGUAUAUCUGGAACCUAUGCUUUCGUUCUGACGUCUCGUACAAUGAUUUUCUCUACUACUCUUCAGGCACAGGCGUUUCUGUCUACAGUUAUCAUUAUAUGACAUGGGAAUUGUUGGAGUCUUGCGCCUGAUGCAUAAAGCAUCGAUUCCGACUGCCGAUGUGGAAGACCUUCAUAGUCCUUGGUGCUCGCAGUCCGCGGUGAUGACCGGCAAACACGACGGCUCUAUGCCUUUACUGCCCCCUGUUAAGUAGGCUCGUCAGUCCAUUUUGCAUGAAGGUUGACUGGGCGGUCGGUCCGCACAAUGGCUUCUUGCGCCUUUCUUGAUGAAAGUUCGUAAUGAUUGCCAUUUUAAGGUCGUGAAAGCUGAAAUUAGGGUCAUCAAGCCCGGGCUUAUGAAUUACAGUACGUAGGCUAUCUCAUGAAAUAUCAACCGAAAUUCCGGAAUGCGUUUUCGAUUCGAAAAGACUAAGUAAGUAGGGUUGUAAAACUAAUCAGCCUGCAGCGCAACUUUAUAUUGUCUCAGCUACCAUAGGAUGCCGGCUUUCGAAUGAACUUCUAUACGGCUGUAUGCGAAAAUCCCACUUUGUAAAAAAUGGCUAAUUAUGUAGCAUGCACUUCUCUCAUUGAUUUUUGAUGCUCUUAUCAAUUAAGAUAUAUUUUACAAAAAGCAUUCAUAAAAUAUUUGUUCUUUGCUCAUUUGGUAGAACAGUAUGUCUUCUUCAACUUUUAUAUUCUUAAAAAAAGUAUAAUUCGGUUUUGAAAAAAGUUUGUAAUUGUGAGAUUGUUUAAUACCGUAAAGUGGCAGUUCAUAUAACGUCAUGUCUCUGCGUUUACCAAUGUGGCUUGUAAAGUUAACAAUUGUCUCGGAUCCACUGUUAAAUUUGAUGAAUCCGAUAUGGUCUCCUCUUAAUACUGCGGAUAAAUGUACGGUUUUCCUUACGCGCAAAAUAUGCGGCUUGUAUUUUGGAGACCUUGAAUGCAAGUGAAAAGGCAGGUCGGGUUCAAAAUUAUUCGGGAAUUGGGAAAGUCCUUCAAAACCGAAUUAUACCCUUCCUUCGAAUAAAAAGUUAAAAGAAGACGUACUGUACUACCAGCUGAGUAAAAAAUAAAUAUUUUGUGAAUGUUUUCUGUAAAAUAUAUCCGAAUUUAUAAGGGAAUCAGAAAUCAAUGAGGAAAAUGCAUGCUACAUAUGUAAUCAUUAUUUACAAUUUGUGAUUUUUUACAUACAGCCAUAAGAAAGUUCAUUCGAAAAACGGCAUCCUGAAGUAACUGAAUCACUAUAGAAUUAUGCUGCUUGCUGGUCAGUUUUACAGCUAACCAGAAGUCGCUUGACCAUCGUCAAACAUCUGGCCACCGAUGCACCCAAGCAACCCAUGAUUCGCAGACGCGGCGACAACCGGUAGAUUGGAGGACGAACGACGCGCCAAUUUUGUGGCAAUUAUGACAACCGCGUCACCAUCUCUAUGAGUUUCCUGAUAUACCCGUCCCAGAGCAUCACCAGGCAAAUAAUGUUGGAUAUUUUUAAGUGCAGGGCCCUGUCUGAUUGCCCAGGAGAGAACUUUCAACAGUUAGAUCAAAUCUUCAAUGAACAUUUGGGUCGAAGACUUUUAAAUGCUUUGGAAUAGACACGUAAUGUCCAUAAAACAGGUAAGCCGUUUUCACAAGUAGUAGAAUUCAACAUAUAAACAUAUACGGUAGAUGGACGCUCUCCGAUCAGGUUACGGAACACGUCCAUUUCUUUGCGCCAUGGGUCUCAAUUUUGCGCCCUCACGGGCAAUUGCAUAGCGACUAGUAGUAUAUGUUGGUGAGAUAGAGCCCAUGAAGAAACAGGCAAACGGGAGGUCCAUUUCCUGGCUUAUUAGCCGUCGUCAGCAGCAUGAUGGUUGGCAGAUUUUUCAAGCUACAUGACAAUAAAGUGAGUCACUAACGCAGGUUCACAUUGUCGAAUAUUCUUUCCCAAUGUUUUUUUUUUAAUUUAGUAGAUUAUAGGGGUAUGCAUAGCGCCUCAGGUCUUUCAAGGAGAAUACAAAUAGCAUAUAUAAUUUAAAUGACCUAGAUAGGCGUUGCGGUGCAGUUAAUCAAACUGGCUUCUAAAAAACCACGAGGAUGUCUCUAAAUAACAAUGUAAAAUUACUGUAGGGCGUAGGCAAGUAAGUGUUCUGGGGGAUGCUUCAUCUUUCAUUAAAUCCCAGUCCUACCAACUUUAAGCCAGUAACGUAAGCAUCAGGCCUGCAAGCCGCAAAUCAGAAAAAUGGUAUCUGUAGAUGAUUGUGCUAGAAACCCACAUUAUCAAAUUCAGGCAAUGCAGAAACUUCUAGGUCUAAUUUCUUCCACCAAUCAGAUUGCGCGCCCUCGCUGCCUCCCUCCACCCAAUCGCUCCUCUGCGCCACUUGUGUAUUCGCAUUAUCCGCCGUGAACUACAGCGUACAAUGUGCAAAGCUCUGUCAACGGAGCACGUGGAAGAUGGCUGCCUCAACAUUCAAAACUUCUUCCAGCAUCAAGUAGACAGUCUCUGCUGUCCCUCGCAUCUGAGAGAAAGCCUUCAUUUUCGAACCCACAGCCUCCUCUAA